Messenger RNA from Diatraea saccharalis (sugarcane borer), 2112 nucleotides. The record is from the annotation of a GenBank genome assembly. Lineage: Eukaryota; Metazoa; Arthropoda; Insecta; Lepidoptera; Crambidae.
AGAGGGUGAAGAGCCUAUGAUUUGUUAUUACCAUUUCAAGUUGGAGUGGUAUCAUACUAUGAGUAAAGCAUGCUUUAAUUGCCCUUAUAAUGAGGCAGAUUGUAAGAGACCGGAUUGUAUACCCGCUGACGGGAUGAGUAGAUCUGUAAAUGUAGUCAAUAGAAAAAUGCCUGGUCCUGCAAUAGAGGUUUGUCAGCACGAUCGAGUGAUCGUGGAUGUGGAGAAUGAUCUGAUGACUGAAGCUACUACAGUGCAUUGGCAUGGGCAGCAUCAGAGGGGAACUCCAUAUAUGGACGGCACACCCCACGUCACGCAGUGUCCCAUUCCACCAGGGACCACUUUUAGAUAUCAAUUCAACGCGAGCCAAUCUGGUACUCACUUUUGGCAUUCGCAUUCCGGUAUGCAGAGGGGUGACGGAGCGGCUGGUGCCUUCAUAGUGAGAAAACCCAAGUCUCAAGAUCCGCAUGGUCCACUUUACGAUUACGACAGAUCUGAGCACACAAUGAUAGUGACCGACUGGAUUCAUGAGCUAUCUCUUGCCAUGUUCACUGAUCUUCUUCAUUCGAUCGGUGAAGGCAAACCAACAACCUUGUUAAUCAACGGAUUGGGACGAUUUAAAUACUUCAACGAUAGCUCCAAGUCUAUGUAUAUGAAAGCUGCUAGGUUCAACGUUGAACGGGGUUACAAGUACCGGUUUCGUGUGAUUAACGCCGAGUUUCUGGACUGUCCCAUUGAACUGUCGGUGGAUGGUCAUAACAUCACUGUAAUCGCUUCUGAUGGAUACGACCUAGAACCAAUUACAGCAACUUCGUUAGUGACAUAUGCCGGUGAAAGAUAUGACUUCAUAUUGGAUGCAAACAAUGAGAUAGAUAACUAUUGGAUUAGAUUGCGAGGACUCCUGGACUGUGACGAAAGGUUUACCAAGGCGAAACAAGUAAGUGUACUUCACUAUGAAGGUGCUAUGGAUUUGGAGCCACCUGGUGACCCCACAUGGGAGGUACUGCAUAAUGAAGGCCUGGAAUUGAAUGCCCUCAAUAAAGGCGAAGAAGAUGAGGACACUAUCAGUGUUGCGGGUAUGAGAUCUCUGGCUGGUUAUGACGAGAGUUUGAAGGAAAUACCCGACUAUAAGUUCUACGUGGCUUACGACUAUUACGCUAAGAACAACAUACAUUUCCACAAAUUACCUAACUAUGGAUUUUACCAAGUUCCAAAUAUGAAUAACCGCUUAUACACGCCACAACUCAACCACAUCAGUAUGAAAAUGCCGUCGAGGCCUUUCCUCCUGUCCAGACCAGCACCAAACAACUUCUGCAAUAGUUCCAGCAUUGACAGAUCCUGCGAAUAUGAUUUCUGCGAAUGUCACCACGUACUCUUUGUGAAAUUAAACUCCGUGGUUGAAGUAAUAAUUUUGGACGAAGGAGAAUUUUUUGAUGCUAACCACCCUUUCCAUCUACAUGGCCAUAGUUUUAGAGUAAUAGCACUAAGAAGGUUAGGUAAUAAAACGACAACUGAAAAUAUAAAAGCAUUUGAUGAAGCUGGACUUUUGAAAAGGAAUCUCAAAAAUGCUCCCAUCAAAGACACUGUCACUGUUCCUGAUGGAGGUUAUACUGUUAUAAGAUUUAAGGCUGAUAACCCAGGCUAUUGGUUGUUCCACUGUCAUAUAGUAUUUCAUAUUGAAGUGGGUAUGGCCAUGGUAUUCAAAGUCGGCGAACAUAAAGACAUGGAACCUGUACCAAGGAAUUUCCCAACUUGUGGUAGCUAUAUGCCUGAUAGUAUUUUUAAUUCGGAUUCGGGAUAAAAAUUAACGACAAUAAAGUUCACAAUCCGAUUUUAUUUAGCGCAAUAAAAUUACAACUACAAAAUUCACACUUCGACUUCACUUUUUCAGGUCAAUAAACUCUUCACAACACUAUUAGAUAGUUAUCGCUUCGAGUUUCGCUUCCCAUCGCUUUUGUUUUCAGUUCGCUUGUUCACUGAAGAAUGGCGGGUCAGGUAGUCCACCGCUAUCAUUCAAUAAUAACAAACAAUUGAACGUCAUCAAUCACUACACCGUUUCAAUAAAAUUAUUGAUGUUAUUUAUAACACUAUUUAGUUUCAAUUAAAUUUUUAUGU